AUGAGCUCUCUCAAGCGAAAGGAUGCCCCCGGGGGUACUCCUCCAUCAAAGUCGGCAAAGGCCUCGAAGGUGUCCCGACCCUCGAAGCGCGACACUCCCACCAAGGACCGGACGACGGCGACUGCAGAUGCUCCUGCGCUGAAGGCUCCCGCCGUCUCGGCACUGCUCAAAGAUGAAGAGCCCUUGUUCCCUCGUGGCGGUGGAAGCAUUCUCACGCCGCUCGAGCAGAAGCAGAUCACCAUGGAGGCGAAGGCCGACGCUGCCAAGGAGGAGGCCGAGCUGUUCGACCCUAACGUGAAGAGCAAGGCAAAGAAGGAGAAGAGAAGGAAAGCCAAGGACACCAAGGAUGUCAAGCCCGCAAGAGAUGAAGAUGCUGUCAAGAUUGAGGGUCUCAACUUCAAGCGACUUGUGAAGGGCUCUCUGGUCCUCGGUCAAAUCACUCAUAUCGACACUGUCCAGCUCACGAUUGCACUGCCCAACAAUCUCACAGGACAUGUUUCGAUCGCCUCAAUCUCAGACACGACAAACUCAAAACUCGAAAAGGACCUUAACGCCGCCGACGAGGAGAGCGAUGACGACGAAGAGGAGGACGACGAGGGAAUCGACUUGAAGUCCAUGUUCAAGAUCGGCCAGUACGUCCGCACACACGUGCUGUCGACAGCAGACGAGUCGGGCCCGGGCAAAGCCAAGCGCCGAAUCGAACUUUCGCUCCGACCCGCAGAGGCCAACGCUGGCAUCACCGGCGACGACGUCGUUGCGCAUACUACACUCAUGGCCUCGAUCGCCAGUGUCCAGGACCAUGGUUACGAGAUGGAUCUGGGAAUCGAGGGAGAUCUGAAGGGCUUCCUCCCCAAGAAGGAAGUCGGCCCCGAUAUGGACGAAGCCAGCCUGCGGCCUGGUGCCGUCUGUCUUUGUGUUGUCAAGAGCGUGACUGGAAUCGUUGUCCAGCUGUCGACCGACCCUCUCAAGCUCGGCAACACAUCGCUUGUUGCAUCGACCGCCCCGACAAUCAACUCUUUCUUGCCCGGAUCCCUGGCCGACGUCCUGCUCACUGAGGUUACCUCGAGAGGUAUCCAGGGCAAGUUGCUUGGUCACCUGCCCGUCACUGCUGACCUCAUCCACUCUGGUGUUGGUCCUGACAAUGUCGACCUCGAGGCCAAGUACACCGUCGGCACCAGAGUCAAGGCAAGAAUCAUUUGCAACUUCCCUGCUGCGCGCGAGCCCAAGCUCGGUAUCUCUCUGCUGCCGCACAUUGUCGGCUUGCAGCCAAAGUCAUCGGGCAAGGGCAGCAGAGCCAAGGCUCCUCUUGAUAUACUUCCCAUCGCCUCGUUUGUCGAGAAGUGCACUGUCCGCAAAGUCGAGCCUGAGAUUGGUCUCUACGUAGACACUGGCGUUCCCGGCAUUGCUGGCUUCGUGCACAUUUCUCGCGUCAAGGACGGCAAGGUUGAUGCGCUUUACGAAACGAGUGGCCCCCAUAAGGUCGGCUCUACGCAUCGCGGUAGAGUCGUUGGCUACAGCUCGCUGGAUGGCAUGUUCCUGCUGUCAUUCGAGCAGAACAUUCUUGAUCAGCCCUUCAUCCGCCUCGAGGACGUUCCCGUGGGAGAGGUUGUCUCUGGCAAGAUCGAAAAGGUCAUUGUCGGCGAGAACGGCGUCAGUGGUCUGAUCGUCAAGCUGGCCGAGGGCAUCACUGGUUACGUUCACGAAUCGCACCUUGCCGACGUUAAGCUUCAGCACCCGGAAAAGAAGUUCAGAGAGGGAAUCACCGUCAAGGCGAGAGUUCUCUCAGUGCGCCCUCGCAAGCGCCAGCUCCGCCUGACGCUCAAGAAGACCCUGGUGAACUCGGAUGCGCCCAUUGUCAAGAACUACGACGAUGCCGAGGUCGGCAUGCAGACACCUGGAACCAUCACUGGCUUCACCGCCGCUGGCGCACAACUCGAGUUCUUCGGAGACGUAAGGGGUUUCCUGCCCCUGUCCCAGAUGAGCGAGGCCUACAUUAAGGAUCCCAAGGAGCACUUCCGCGUCGGCCAGGUUGUCAGUGUCCACGUCCUUGAUGUCAACCCCGAGGAACGCAGGAUGGUUGUUUCUUGCAAGGACCCCUCAGCAUUUGGCCUGGACAAGCAAGCAGCACUCAAGGCUCUGAAGAUUGGCGAUAUUGUGUCCGCCAAGGUCAGCCAGAAGACGGAGGAUGAAGUCUUUGUUGAUCUUGAGGAGAGCGGCCUCAAGGCCAUUAUCCGCACCGGUCAUUUGUCAGAUAAGUCUGCCAGCAAGACUCAGGCUGCUUGGAAGCGCAUCAACGUUGGAAACUUAUUGUCGGACCUCGUCGUGCUUGACAAGAACGAGCGCCGUCGCGCAGUCAUUCUCACCCAGAAACCCAGCUUUGCUGAGGCCAGCAAAAAGGGCACACUGCUGUCGAGCGCUGAGGACGUUACUGUCGGUGCUGUUGUUCCGGCCUACGUCCGUGAGAUUGGUCCCUUCGCCGUCUACGUCCAGUUUGGCGGCAGCCUUACCGGCAUCCUGCCCAAGGCUAAGUUGCCCAAGGAUGCGCAGGAGAAGCCGGCCUUCGGCAUGCGCAAGCACCAGAGCAUCGAGGUCAAGAUUGUGUCUUCCAACCCCGAACAGAACCGCAUCAUUGUUGCCCCUGCAUCCGCCGACGAGCCCGCACCGAUCGCGCCCGAGUCUGCCGUGAACUCCGUCGACGACAGCAUCAAGACCAUCAACGAUAUCGCUCUUGGCACGAUACUGAACGCCAAGGUUAUGUCUAUCAAGAACACCCAGUUGAACGUCAAGGUUGCGGACAACAUCCAGGGCCGUAUCGACGUUUCGCAGUUCUUCGACGCGUGGGAGAACAUCAAGAACCUCAAGAACCCCCUGCAGCAGGUCAAGGCAAACGAGAUCAUUCGUGUCCGCGCCAUUGGCAUCCACGACUCCAAAAACUACCGCUUCCUGCCAUUCUCUCAUCGUUCUACCCACUCGCUGAUCGAGUUCACCGCAAAGGCGAGUGACAUCAAGGCCAAGGAGGUCGAGCUGCUUUCAUACGACAAGAUCGAGGUUGGCUCUUCGCACGUCGCCUUCGUUAACAACCACGGCAAGAACUGCUUGUGGGUCAACUUGUCGCCUACUGUCCGUGGCAGAAUCAGCAUCAUGGACGUCUCGGACGACUUGUCUCACGCCGGAAACCUCGAGAAGUACUUCCCCGUGGGAUCUGCUCUCAAGGUCCGCGUCUUAUCCGUCGAUGCCGACAAGGGACACCUAGACCUGUCUUCUCGUUCCUCCACAGGCUCUAGCGAGGUUACGUGGGACUCGUUGAAGAAGAACAUGACCCUUCCCGGCAGAGUCACCAAGGUCAAUGAUCGUUCUGUCAUGGUCAAGCUCAGCGAUUCCGUCUCUGGCCCUGUCCAUCUGGUCGAUCUUUGCGACAACUACGACGAAGCCAACACUCUCAAGUACACCAAGGGCGAGAUUAUCCGCGUCUCAGUGGUCGAGGUGGACAAGAGCAACAAGAGACUCAGGCUUUCUACCCGCCCGUCUCGCAUUCUCAGCUCCACCUCCCCUGUUGCCGAUCGUGAAAUCACCAAGCUGCCUCAGAUCUCCUCGGGUGACAUUAUUAGGGGUUUCGUGAAGAACGUGACCGAUAAGGGCGUUUUUGUGCAGCUCGGAGGCACUGUCUCCGCCUAUGUCAAGAUCGGCAACCUCUCGGACCGUUAUAUCAAGGACUGGAAGGGCAACUUCCAGGUUGAUCAGCUAGUCAAGGGCCGUGUCAUCAACGUCGACACAGCAAUCAACCAGGUCGAGCUGAGUCUCAAGGCUUCCGUCGUCGAGAACGACUACACACCCCCUGUGACGUAUAAAGACAUCAAGGAGGGACAGAUCGUCACCGGCAAGGUUCGCAAGGUUGAGGAGUUUGGUGCCUUCAUUGUCGUCGACAACUCUCACAAUGUCAGCGGUCUGUGCCAUCGCAGCGAGAUGGCCGAGAAGCCCGUGGAGGAUGCUCGUAGGCUUUACAGCGAGGGCGACGUGGUGAAGGCUAAGAUCCUGUCUGUAGAUGACGAGAGAAAACGCAUCACUUUCAGUCUCAAGCCUAGCCACUUCGACGAGGACAGCGAUAUGGAGGAUGUCGAAGGAGGUGCUGAACUGGCCAGCGAUGAGGAUUCCGACGUUGAGAUGGGAGAUGGUGGUGUCCAGCUCACCAUCAGUGGAACAGACAACUUUGACGACUCGGAUGAGGACGAGGAUGACGAAGAGGAGGAGGAGGAAGAAGACGACAGUGAUGUCGAGAUGGAGGACAAAGCAGCCACUGGCAAGGGCUUGAGCGCUGGCAAGUAUGACUGGACGGGUGACGCAUUCGACGAAUCGGAUGGCGAGUCAACAAGCAAGACGAAGAAGCCGACGGCGACGGAGAAGAAGGAGAAGAAGCAGAGCGGGAUCCAAGUUGACCGCACCGCCGACCUCGACGCCCACGGACCCCAAACCGCCACCGACUACGAGCGUCUCCUCUUGGGAGAGCCCGACUCGUCCCAACUCUGGAUCCAGUACAUGGCUUUGCAGAUGAAGGUCAGCGAGCUGGCCAAGGCACGUGAGAUUGCGGAGCGCGCCAUCAAGACCAUCAACAUCCGCGAGCAGAUGGAAAAGCUCAACGUGUGGAUCGCCUACCUCAACUUGGAGGUCGCUUACGGCACCAAGGCGUCCACCGAGGAGGUUUUCAAGCGUGCUUGCCAGUACAACGAUGAACAAGAGGUCCACGAGCGUCUGGCCAGCAUCUACAUCCAGUCCGGAAAGCUCAAGCAAGCAGAUGAUGUCUUCCAGUCACUCGUGGCCAAGUUCAAGUCAAAGUCGCCCAAGGUCUGGGAGAACUACGCUCACUUCCUGCACGUGACGAUGAACGAGCCCGACAGGGCUCGCGCGCUCCUGCCGCGUGCCACCCAGGCACUGGAGGAGCGACACACGGCGCAGCUGAUGGCCAGCUUCGGCGCUCUCGAGUUCAAGUCGCCCAACGGCGACGCCGAGCGCGGCCGGACGACGUUCGAGACGAUCCUCGCGACGUGGCCGAAGCGGUUCGAUCUGUGGAACCAGCUGGCGGACCUCGAGAUCUCGGCGGCAGAGCCGGACGCGACGGCGAUCCGGGACGUUUUUGAGAGGGGCGCCAAGGCCAAGGGUCUGAAGCCCAAGAAGGCGAUGAAGUGGUUCAAGCGGUGGGCUGAGUGGGAGCAGAAGCUGAGCCCUAAGGGCCGGGACAAGGUGAUGGCCAAGGCACAGGAGUGGGUUACAGCGGCAAAGGCCAAGAAGGGCGCCGCCGAGGAGGACGACGAGGAGUAA
Molecule: messenger RNA, 5313 nt
Organism: Colletotrichum higginsianum IMI 349063
Lineage: Eukaryota; Fungi; Ascomycota; Sordariomycetes; Glomerellales; Glomerellaceae
Product: S1 RNA binding domain-containing protein
Exons: 3
Coding region: 1-5313 (1770 amino acids)
Biological process (GO): rRNA processing
Cellular component (GO): nucleolus; small-subunit processome
Molecular function (GO): protein binding; RNA binding
Source: RefSeq, a predicted model, not a curated record